GAGCGCCCACCGCGUCUCCACGACGGCGCUGGAAAACGAUCCCCCGAUGACGGCGAUCCUCGCGAUAUCCCGAGGCAUGAGCGGGGGAAUGCUUGGCUUGACACUUGUUGGUAAUAAGCAUUGAUACAAUACCACGAAACAGAACAAGCAUCCCGUACGCAGAACAUCUCUCUAACAGCAAUGUCGCGUCUCCUCCUGCGACGACUGCCCACGAGGGCUCUUGUCCAUCGCCCAUCGCACGCGGUUAGGACUUAUGCCUCAUCAACUCCUGCCGUCCCGCAGUUCAACUGGGAAGACCCGCUCGGGUCCAGGAACUUGUUGACCGAAGAGGAACUGGCCAUCUCGGAAACAGCUGAGCGGUACUGUCAGGAGCACCUGCUGCCGCGAGUGCUCCAGGCGUACCGGGAUGAACACUAUGAUCCCAAGAUCCUCCAAGAGAUGGGCGAGCUGGGCCUGCUCGGUGCCACCAUCAACGGAUACGGCUGUGCUGGUGUCUCGACCGUCGCCGGCGCGCUGAUCACUCGGGCGGUGGAACGCGUCGAUAGCGGGUACCGGAGCAGCAUGUCUGUGCAGUCGUCGCUGGUCAUGGGCGCUAUCAAUGACUUUGGCUCCGCCGAGCAGAAGGACAAGUAUCUCCCCGCCAUGGCAAAGGGCAAGAUCAUCGGUGCCUUCGGCCUGACCGAGCCGAACCACGGCAGCGACCCUGGCUCGAUGGAGGCCGUCGCGCGCGAGCACCCGCAGAAGAAGGGAUACUACCUGCUCAAAGGGUCCAAGACGUGGAUCACCAACUCGCCCAUCGCCGACGUGCUCGUUGUGUGGGCGAAGCUGCAGGAGACGGGCAAGAUCCGCGGCUUCCUGGUCGACAGGAAGCAGUGCCCCGCCGGGACGCUGGAGACGCCCGCCAUCAAGAACAAGACCGGACUCCGCGCCUCGAUUACCGGCAUGAUCCAUCUGGAGGACUGUCCCGUUCCGAAGGAGAACAUGUUUCCCGAUAUCGAGGGCCUCAAGGGACCCUUCACCUGCCUCAACAGCGCCCGAUACGGCAUUGCCCUCGGCGUCAUCGGCGCCCUCGAGGACUGCAUCGCGCGGGCCAGGGCCUAUGCGCUCGAGCGGAAGCAGUUCAAGGGCAACCCCCUCGCCAAAUAUCAGCUAAUCCAGAAGAAACUGGCAGAUGCGACCACGGAUGCCGCCUACGGUACUCUCGCGGCCAUCCAGGUCGGCCGGCUCAAGGACGAAGGCAAGGCGACGCCCGAGAUGAUCAGCAUGAUCAAGCGCCAGAACUGCGACAGGGCCCUCCACAACGCGAGGGUCCUGCAGGAGAUCUUUGGCGGCAACGCCGUCAGCGACGAGUACAUGAUCGGCCGCCAUGUUGCGAACCUCUAUGUCACCCAGACCUACGAGGGUCAGAGCGACAUUCACAGCCUCAUUCUCGGCCGGGCCAUUACUGGGGUUCAGGCCUUUGUCUAGAUAUUGGGCCG
Messenger RNA from Thermothelomyces thermophilus ATCC 42464, 1478 nucleotides. RefSeq lists its product as uncharacterized. The record is from RefSeq and is a predicted model, not a curated record. The transcript is spliced from 3 exons. Gene Ontology annotation, biological process: fatty-acyl-CoA biosynthetic process; fatty acid beta-oxidation using acyl-CoA dehydrogenase. NCBI's taxonomy places the organism in Eukaryota, Fungi, Ascomycota, Sordariomycetes, Sordariales, Chaetomiaceae. Gene Ontology annotation, cellular component: mitochondrial inner membrane. Bases 181 to 1467 code for a protein of 428 amino acids. Gene Ontology annotation, molecular function: glutaryl-CoA dehydrogenase activity; flavin adenine dinucleotide binding; fatty-acyl-CoA binding.